AAGAUGUAAGUUUUAAAGCAUAAACUAAAACGGAAUUGAAAGAAACUGCGUAAUUAUUUUAAAUAGAAAUUCCUAAAAAAUAUAUUCUAUUUAAAACCAUUUUUUAACACUCAAAAUAGCUUUAACAGCUUUUAAAUAAUAUUAGUCAAGUUUUUAGCCAAACCAUCAACCUAACGAUUCUUAGCUGUGACAAAGUUUUUACAUAGUGGCGAUUUUUUAUUGAUUGUAAUGAUUUUCUUUACAAAGAUAACUCGAUAUAUUUUUGUGGGCCUUAUACUGUUUUUGGAAUAUAAAAGUGUUUUUGGUGUCACAGAUGUUCUGGUUGUUAACAAAGAAUCAGAUAAUUCAAAAGAAGACACAAAUGAAAAUGAUGAAAUUGCUUUAAAUGAACCAUUUAUUCCAACUAAUGAAUGGCAAGUAAUAAAACCUGGACAAUCUAUUCCUGCAGGAUUGCAUGUUCGCAUGAAUUUUCAAACAGGAAUAAAAGAAGCAAAGAUAAUUGAAAAAGAGGAAAAAGUAGUUAACAAAAGGGGUGAAUCUUCAAGUGAACAUUCAUCUCCAAAAAUUAUUUUAGGUGAUAAUAUAAAAGAAUUACCAACAUCAGAUGAAAAGAUUUAUUUUACAAAAUCAGAGUUAAAAGGAAAGUUAAAAAACUUGCGUGAUAAAGUUGGUACUAAAGAUAUUAUAAAUGAUAUAGUAUGGUCCGAAGAAGCCAAAGAUGCAUUAAACACUGUAGAAAAAGAUUCGAAAAUAAAAUUUCGGAGUAUUGAAGAGAUCAGAGCAGACUUAGAACAAUCAUUUAAUUGGAAUGUUAAAUCAGAUCUUCAAAUCAUGCAAGAGUCUAUAAAAUUGCUCCAGAACUUAUCUUUGUCUGUUGAUGAAAAGGUAGCAGCUUUAGAUAACUUAGAGUAUUAUGCACAUCAAAUCGACAAUGGUCGUGAUUUAGAAAAAGUUGGUGGUUUGGAAAUAGUUGUUCAACUGUUAAAUCAGUCUACUGAGCAGUUGUUGCAGAAAGCUGCUAGUGUUAUAGGUGCUGCUGCACAAAGUAAUAAUGAGGUACAGAAUGCAGUAAUCAAUCAUGGUGGUUUGGUAUUUCUUCUUCGUUUGAUUAAUGAUAAUCAACCAUUGACGCGAAAAAAGGCUCUAUAUGCUUUGUCUGCGGUUGUACGUGGAAACAGUCAUGUUCUGGAAAAAUUAAUUGAGCUAGGUGGUCUAAAAUUAAUUCUAAAUAUAGCUAAAGACCACAAUGCUGGAACACUAAGAGUAAAAGCAGUGUCUCUUUUGUAUGACCUAAUUGUUGAGCAACAAGAAGUAAUUCAAGACAGCAAAAUACACAGGUCCCCUUUCUUUGAAUCACUCAUAAAAAAUGGCUGGUGUCAUAUACUAAUACCUUUAUUAAAAAUUGAAGACUUUGAUACUAAAGAAAAGGUGAUGCAGUCAAUAGAGAUUUCAGUUAAAGAAUGCAAGAAGGAAUGGAUUGAUGACCAAACUUUAAGUAUAUUAGAUGAAAUAUCUCUUAGCCUUAAAAAGGAUUAUGAAUUAGAAGAAGAUGCUGAUUUAAAAAACUAUAUUGCUGAUUUAAGAACUAUACUGAACGAGAAGAUAAUAAAACUUUUGAAAGAAGUAGAAGUUUAGAAUUUUUAUGUUGAGUUUUUUUUUCAAAGCAAUUUUUUUUAUAUGCAGAUUAUAUUUGAGAGUUAUAAUUGUAUUUCUAGCGUUAGAUGGUAAACAUUUGUGGUGUAUUGUGGUGGUAAACAUUUUGGAUGUUUGUGGUGUAUUGUGGGUGUACAGUUGAAUUUUGAGUUUUAUAUUGUUAAAUAGAAUAGCUAUUUAAAAAAUAGUCGGUAUAUGCAAACUUAUUGUAAUUGUGGUGUAAUUGCGGUGGUAAGUAUUUGUAGUGUUAUCGUAUUUGUGUUGUUUCCUGUUUAUACUUAUUUAAGUUAAUAAUAUCAAGUUAUAUGUUUUA
Messenger RNA from Hydra vulgaris (swiftwater hydra), 1966 nucleotides. Its product is annotated as nucleotide exchange factor SIL1. Lineage: Eukaryota; Metazoa; Cnidaria; Hydrozoa; Anthoathecata; Hydridae. The record is from RefSeq and is a predicted model, not a curated record.